CCUCACAGUUCACCACCUUUAUCUGCUGAAGAAGAAGAAGGGUGUGGUGUUGGUUGCCCGGGGAAUGAUCUGAACUGGAUCCGCCUCUGAACUGGAUCCGCCUCUGAACUGGAUCCGCCUCUGAACUGGAUCCGCCUCUGGUCUGCAGUAUAAAGAUCCUCCCAGCUGAAGCUGCAGACCCUGAGAGAAGCAACAGGUCACAACUUGAACUGAACGUCUUUCUGCUGCUGAACCUCUGAGGUAAGGCUGAAGCUUUCUCCUUCAGACGAUGUUUGCGGCUGAAACCAAAGCUCUGGUGAGGAACACCGGCGCUCAGGACGAUCUGAUCUCCAACUGCAACCUGAACAGAAAGAUGGAGGUUCUGACUCUGGUUCGGGUCAGAAAGGGAGCCAUCUUCCAGUUCCCCACAUACAAGGCCAUGAAUGUCACACUGCCGGAGCUGCUGGGGGACCAGGACUUCUCCCCAGAGUUAGAGGAGGAGGUCCUGGUGGAGGACUUCAAGACGUGGGUGGAGACCAGCGGCAGCGGCAAGGUGGACGGAGGACACGGAGCGGUCGGUGAAGCCGACCUCUCUGCAGACUACGACUCGGUGGACGGCCUGACCGAGUCCGUCAGCAUCAACAAAAAGAGAGUCGACCUUUCAGCCGUAAGGAGCAAGUUCAGCGGCAGGCCGAUCAGCGGCGGUACGCUGCAGGCGCUGAAGCUGAAGGAAAACGACCUGCUGACCUUUGUUUAUGAGACGGUUUAUAACUCUGGACCCGUGACCAUCGUCAAGAAGGACAAGAAGGACGGCUGCUUCUCCGCCAGCUUCCAUAAAUUGGCCAACGUGGUUUUUAAGGGCAAGUCGAAGGAGGACACCACCUUCACUGUGCCAGAGAAGUCCACCUUCGCCUUCAGCCUGGUGGAGGUGCUGCUGCGGGACGGAGCGAUGGAAAUCGCUUUAGAAAGCUGGAGUCACAAACGAAGAGGUCUGAGCCACGAUGCGGUGAACUGUGACCUGAUCGAACAAGCCAGAGACGGGAUUGAGAUGAAGGAGGUUCUUCUGCAGCCACUGGAGGAACUUCCUGUGUCAACUCGCCGUGAUCUGCUGAAAUGCCUCCAGGACGUUCUGGAGGAAGGAGAGGCACUGAGUCUCCUGGAGGAAACGCUGGACCAGAGCAGCAAAGGACAGACAGAGCGUCCCCCGUCCAAGGUCGUUUCAUCCUUCAUGGACGUCUUGGAUGAGUCCAAAGUGUCCUCCAAGGUGAGGGACGCUGUCCAUCUUCUGGUCUGCGCCAUGGACGCUCUACCAGAGAUAAUGCUGCGACCUUUGACCUCCUGUAGUCCUGAAACUCUGACUGCCCUCAUCCAACUGGUGGACAGUCUGAAGGACGGAGAUGAGCCCAGUCUCCCAGCGUGUCCCCCUGUCCCCCUGCAGCAGGACGGGGAGCUGCGCUGGGCGGCGGAUGUCCUCUGUGGGUCCAGUGAGACGCUGGUGGAGCUGAGUGCGGCGUGGGACCGGCGGCCCGAGGUUCUGCUGGAGGUUCUGGCUCUGGCCGUGUUGGGAGUCCACAGGCUGCAGAGUGAAGAGUGAAGAGCAUCGAUUCCCUCUGAGGACAAUCUGACCUGCAAAAACAUCCUGACAUGUACAACCUGAAAUUAAAAGUCAUGUUGUUUUGUAAAAUC
Molecule: messenger RNA, 1665 nt
Organism: Poecilia latipinna (sailfin molly)
Lineage: Eukaryota; Metazoa; Chordata; Actinopteri; Cyprinodontiformes; Poeciliidae
Exons: 11
Coding region: 269-1573 (434 amino acids)
Biological process (GO): programmed cell death
Cellular component (GO): cytoplasm
Source: RefSeq, a predicted model, not a curated record